ACAGACAGCGGACCGGCGGCGGCGGAGGCGCGCGGGGACCCGCGGGCGCGGCGCGAGGAGGGCCCGGCCCUCGGCGACCCCGGCCCAUGGCCAGCCCGGCCCCGCCCGCCGCGGAGGAGCUGCCCGGCGCGGCGCGGCGCCUGGGCUCCAGGAUGGAGGCCUCAUGCCUGGAGCUGGCCCUGGAGGGCGAGCGCCUGUGCAAGGCGGGCGACUUCAAGGCGGGCGUGGCCUUCUUCGAGGCGGCCGUGCAGGUGGGCACCGAGGACCUGCGGACGCUGAGCGCCAUCUACAGCCAGCUGGGCAACGCCUACUUCUACCUCAAGGAGUUCGCCCGCGCCCUGGCCUACCACCGGCACGACCUGCUGCUGGCCCGGACCAUCGGCGACCGCAUGGGGGAGGCCAAGGCCAGCGGGAACCUGGGCAACACGCUCAAGGUCCUCGGCCGCUUUGACGAGGCUGCGGUCUGCUGCCAGCGGCACCUGGACAUCGCCCAGGAGCAGGGCGACAAGGUCGGAGAGGCCCGGGCGCUGUACAACAUGGGGAACGUGUUCCACGCCAAGGGCAAGCAGCUGUCCUGGAGCGCCGCCCAGGACCCCGGGCGCCUGCCCCCCGACGCCCGCGAGGCGCUGCGCAGAGCCUCCGAGUUCUAUGAGAGGAACCUGUCGCUGGUGAAGGAGCUGGGCGACCGGGCGGCCCAGGGCAGGGCCUACGGCAACCUGGGCAACACCCACUACCUGCUGGGGAGCUUCGUGGAGGCCACCACCUUCCACAAGGAGCGCCUGGCCAUCGCGAAGGAGUUCGGAGACAAGGCCGCCGAGCGGAGGGCCUACAGCAACCUGGGGAACGCCCACAUCUUCCUGGGCCGCUUCGACGUGGCCGCCGAGUACUACAAGAAGACGCUGCAGCUGUCCCGGCAGCUGAAGGACCGGGCGGUGGAGGCGCAGGCCUGCUACAGCCUGGGCAACACCUACACGCUGCUGCAGGACUGCGAGCGGGCCGCCGAGUACCACCUGCGCCACCUGCUCAUCGCCCAGGAGCUGGCCGACCGAGUGGGCGAGGGCCGGGCGUGCUGGAGUCUGGGGAACGCCUACGUGUCCAUGGGGAGCCCGGCCCAGGCCCUGACCUUCGCCAAGAAGCACCUGGAGAUCUCCCAGGAGAUCGGGGACCGGAACGGGGAGCUGACGGCCCGCAUGAACGUGGCGCAGCUGCAGCUGGCGCUGGGCCGGCUGAGCAGCCCGGCGGCCGCCGAGAAGCCAGACCUGGCCGGCUACGAGGCUCAGGGGGCCAGGCCCAAGAGGACGCAGCGGCUGAGCGCGGAGACCUGGGACCUGCUGCGGCUGCCCCUGGAGCGGGAGCAGAAUGGAGACAGCCACCACGCGGGGGACUGGCGGGGGCCGGGCGGGGACCUGCUGCCCCUCCCGGUGAGGAGCAGGAAGUACCAGGAGGGGCCGGACGCUGCUGAGAGGAGGCCCCGGGAGGGCGGCCACUCCCCGCUGGACAGCGCCGAGGUCCGGGUGCAGAUGCCACACACGAGCCUCCCGCGGGUCCCGUCCGCGGACGAGGAGUGCUUCUUCGACCUGCUGAGCAAGUUCCAGAGCAGCCGCAUGGAGGACCAGCGCUGCCCGCUGGAGGAGGGCCAGCCCGGGGCCGCCGAGGCCAUGGCCGCAACCGCCCUGGAGGAGCGGACGGCCCCGCCGCCGCUCACAGCCUCCCCGCAGACGGAGGAGCUCUUCGACCUCAUCGCCAGCUCGCAGAGCCGCCGGCUGGACGACCAGCGGGCCAGCCUGGGCCGCCUCCCCGGGCUGCGCGUCACCCACAACAACCUGGGCCACCUGCGGGGCGACCGGGACCCCCCAGCGCCCGGCGACGAGUUCUUCAACAUGCUCAUCAAGUGCCAGUCCUCCAGAAUCGACGACCAGCGCUGCCCGCCGCCCGACGGGCUGCCCCGCGGGCCCACCAUGCCCGACGAGGACUUCUUCAGCCUCAUCCAGAGGGUGCAGGCCAAGCGCAUGGACGAGCAGCGGGUGGACCUCGCCGGGAGCCCGGAGCAGGAGGCGGGCGGGCCCCCCGAGCCUCGGCAGCAGUGCCAGCCCGGCACCAGCUAAGGCCUCGAACCCACAGCCAGCGCCCCCCUCCCGGAUGCCUGGGGAGCGGCUCUGUCGUCCAGGCUGCCUGCAGCCUCUGAGAAGCUGAUCCUCCCAGGCCGUGGCUGGAGCAGGCUGGGCGCCCGAACUUCCCACUGAGCCGGACUGGGCACCCCCCACCCCAGGGUCCCUCCCCGGGGCGGCAGGCUCGGCCUGUAUCGGGGAGGCCUUCUCUGUCCUGGGCCCAUCCCCCGCGGUACACGGCUCCCCACAGGCCUGCCCGGCCAGCCCCUCCUCGGCCCUGCCCCUGCCCCGGACCUGCGGCAUGUCAGCCCCAGACCAGUGCUGUCCAGGCCCGGGCCUCUCCCUGCCCACCGCUGUCCUGCGGCCAAAUGUGAAAACCCUGCUGCCCCCCGCCCAGGUCUGUGCAGCCUCCUCGGGGGCCACCACAACAUGGACGUCCAUCCGUCCUCCCAGAGCUGGUCCCAGUCCGGCCUCACCCCCAGGAGGGCCCCCGCUGUCCUCCCCUUCCUCCUCCCCAGGCUCCCUGAGCCCCAGCCCCAGGGGCCCCAGCAGGCAGCCCGAGGGGAGGGGGGGUGAGCGUCCAGUUCCUCGGCUCCGCGCUCGGGAGCCCGGCCGGGGCCGGGGAUGGGGCCUGGCCCUGCGGGGACCGGGGCCAGCCAGGCCUCCCCCUGCCCAUGCCGGACGGGCAAUGGCCUGGAGGCUGCCACACGGCCAUGGGGCGGCAGCGGGUCAGCAGAGCGGGGAGGCCCGCCCCGCCCUCCCCCCACCAGCUAGGGCUACAUCGUCCUGCCUCCUCCCGGUGUGGAGGGGUUCUGCCCCUCCCGGUGCCCAGGCCCGCCGCGGGCCGCAGA
Messenger RNA from Pipistrellus kuhlii (Kuhl's pipistrelle), 2959 nucleotides. RefSeq names its product G protein signaling modulator 1 (gene GPSM1). Lineage: Eukaryota; Metazoa; Chordata; Mammalia; Chiroptera; Vespertilionidae. The transcript has 16 exons. The record is from RefSeq and is a predicted model, not a curated record. Gene Ontology annotation, molecular function: protein binding; GTPase regulator activity. The coding region runs from base 87 to 2105 and encodes 672 amino acids.